AAAAACGCGUGCACAUUUUCCAUGUACAAUCUGUCAAAAUCUCGAGUUUUUUGCUCUCCACGCCACGGCAGGGAAGUGACGACCGCUCAGUAUUUACACACAUUUCGCACUUCGAACAGUUCACAGGAUAAGAGUGAGAACCACGCGCGACCCGCUAUAGUAUUUUUACCGUUCCGAUUGUACUUUUUUCCCUUUGUGAUUCGGUCCAGAGACAGAUUCGCUACAGUUAAAUGUUUCUCUGCUGUGAUGACAACGAACGAACUAAGCGAGACGCCUUUAGGGAGACUUUUAACACUUUUCGAACAAAAUGCCUACUCGGCCGGGGGCUGCGAAAAGGAUACCACGGAAUAUGAAAUUAUCGAGCAUUGUUCCCGCUUGCUUCGACUUGACUAUGAUGUUAUCGAGCUCCCGAAUUUGCACGGUGAACACUGCUCCCAAUAUCCAGCGAGAAUUCUUAUUCCGGAAUCCGAGAAGCUGCCUUUGGAUCGGGAAUUGAACGCGCCACAACACACGGCCCAGGAGACCAUCUACGAAGGCACUACAGACCUAUCUCGGCUGCUAACAAUAAUUCCCCAGGCGAAAUUUGCGAGAUGUCGAAAACGGUUUCCAGUUCCUGUGAUAUUGUUCCGCGGAAAGUACAUUUGCCGCUCGUCCACGGUCUCCUUGAACAUGGAGAGCAGUGGUCGACGCGUACUAGAAAUAGCGUCCCAGAAGGUGGGCGAUAUCAGCGAUACAAUUAGGAAUGUCUGUUCGAAGCUAGUUGGGGGAGGUGAGAAGAAUGGCAAUCUUCAGAAAGAGUCGGGCAAUGGGAAUAGCAACAGCGAAGUAUCUACAACCAGUUCCAGUACCUACAGCAGCAGGCCAGCGAGUGAGAUCUCAUCCGACGAGCAACCAGACUACGAAGUCUUGGACCUGUCCGUUUUGAACAACGAUCCCGUCUACAAAUACGACUUAGACUUACUGAAAGCGCUUGACAUUGGCGCCAUAGCAGACUUGAUGGUGGAGAUGAAGAAAGUAAAAUUCUGGAUGUUUGUCUCAUCCUCUGAAAAGGCUGACGAAAUGAAUCGCUAUGCAGGCUUUGAAAUCAUAUCCAUUCCAUAUCCCGGUUGUGAAUUCUUCAAAAUCUAUCGCGAACACAGUUACGAAGCACGCCAGAUACGCUUUGAUUGGGACCAAAACUUUGUAGACGCUGAGAUCUCCAUUCCAGCCAACCGAAUCACACAAUCGCUGCAGUUUGAUUGGCGCCAGUACAAGCGUUGGGAUCUAGUCGAGAUUACACAGAAUUAUUUGAAAAUUAUUCUGAAGUACAUUCAGGAUUUAAAUAAGGGAAUACUUAUCCACUGUAUCAGUGGUUGGGAUCGUACUCCGCUUUUCAUAUCCUUGGUGCGUUUAUCACUGUGGGCGGACGGACUCAUACAUAAGUCAUUAACGGCUGCUGAGAUAACAUAUUUCACGGUUGCGUAUGACUGGUAUUUGUUUGGUCAUCAGUUGCCCGACAGACGAGCCAAACUUGAGGAGAUCUUGUUCUUUUGCUUCGAUUUUUUGAAGUACAUUGAAACUGAUGAUUAUCAGGUUGUAAAUACAACAAGGGUUAGGACGAAAACGUCAAGCUCGACUAGUAGUAUGGUCAUAAUCGAUGCGGAUACAGAUGUGUUCGAUGAUGAAAAUGUCAGUCCGAAUGCUUCUCGCCUAGAUAACACAGCAGCUCAUAAGUCUUCCACCGAAAGUUUGUCAAUGAAUCGAUCUCCCCAAAAGAAGAGUAGUCCUGUUUCAGUGCCAGGCAGACGACAGCGAAACGAUUCAACGAGUGAUUGGCAGAAUGUAACAGAAACUGGCAGCCUCGAGAAGGCUAGCCUACCAUAUGAACCUGGUACACGGGCGUAUAUGGAACGGGCGAAUGCUCGAAAUAAUACCGCCUGUCGCCAGGAACGUCUCAAAUGUGUUCGCGCGUACUUCAUCAAAAUCUAUGCCAACGUUCUGGAUUUCCAUGGCGGAAACAAUAGUGGACUACGUGACCUUUUAGAAAACUUUGCGGCACGGAUCGCUGAUACAUUUAGAUGAAAAAAAAAAACCGCGGGAUAUUAGUAUAAUUUUAGUUUGUUUGUGGGUAAUGUGGAUAUUCCAAGCAAUGUACAAUGAAUGAAGAUGUAAAAAAGCCACUAAGUGUGUAAGUAUAAAGAUAGAUAAAAUAGAUGAAUGGUACGUUAGUUAACUAGCCGGGGGAAAUAUUUCCUACGUUAAGUUUUUAUGAUAAUGUUUAAGUGGAAAAAAUUACAAAGUACUGCCUAAUUAUUUGAAAACUUUUGUUAUUUUUAUGAUAUUGUUAUUAUUGUUUAGUUUGUAUUGUAGUAAAAGAAGCUCUUAGAUACGAAAAA
Hermetia illucens (black soldier fly) is the source of this 2375-nucleotide messenger RNA. It is a transcript of the gene EDTP, whose product is annotated as myotubularin-related protein 14. Gene Ontology annotation, biological process: dephosphorylation. Gene Ontology annotation, molecular function: phosphatidylinositol-3-phosphate phosphatase activity. The transcript has 7 exons. The record is from RefSeq and is a predicted model, not a curated record. Lineage: Eukaryota; Metazoa; Arthropoda; Insecta; Diptera; Stratiomyidae. Bases 22 to 2061 code for a protein of 679 amino acids.